This is a messenger RNA of Coffea arabica (coffee), 1050 nucleotides long. Its product is annotated as NAC domain-containing protein 2-like. Gene Ontology annotation, molecular function: DNA binding. The record is from RefSeq and is a predicted model, not a curated record. NCBI's taxonomy places the organism in Eukaryota, Viridiplantae, Streptophyta, Magnoliopsida, Gentianales, Rubiaceae. Gene Ontology annotation, biological process: regulation of DNA-templated transcription.
AUGGAUGUUGAUGAGCAGCAGCAGCAGCAACAAGGUAUUGACCAGAGUUAUGUGAAUAAGUGCCAAGAACAAGUACGACCGUUCCUUGCUGCCUUAGAUAUCAAUCCUGGAGAUAUGGAUGGCAAUAGCCAAUUUACUGAUCAAGAAGGAUUUGAGGAAUCCUACUUCGAUUCUUUUCCACCUGGUUACCGAUUUUGUCCAUGCGAUAGCGAACUUAUUGUUGAUUACUUGAAAAAGAAAAUCUUGGAAGAACCCCUGCCUCGUAACCAGAUCAGAGAUGUCAAUGUUUACCUUCACAGCCCGGAUAUUCUUACAGAAAGGUAUACCCCGGCAGGGCUGCGGCAAUGGUACUUCUUCACUCAGAGGGAGAAGAAAAACGAAUGCAGUAGCCGACAAUAUCGCGAAGCCGGUUCUGGCUUUUGGAAAGUUACCGGGGAAGACAGUGCUAUCCAAUUGAAAGAUACCGUUGUUGGAUUCAAGAAGGCUUGGAUUUUUUAUGAAGGAAAACUCCCAGUGGGAAGGAAAACCAACUGGACCAUGCAAGAAUACAGAGUCAAUGAGUCUCCUAGGCAAGAAAGUGCCUCGAGUACUGGCACAGCGCUGCAUGAUUUUGUCCUGUGUAGGAUUUAUAAAACGAAACCUGAAAACUCCAACAAAAGCAGGAGGAGUCAAAUUUCUCAAACCCAAAUGAGGGGUCAAAUUCUUGAGCAGCCAACUCAACAAGGAACUGUAAUCUAUCUUCAAAACGGCUAUAAUCCAAUCCACCCCUGCAUUAGAACUUCUUCAUCACGCCCCGUGAAUUAUCUUGGUGGAAUGAACAGCAUUGGAUUACCAGAAAACCUUCGUGUUAGCGCCAAUUCGGUUACCUUCACGAAUCAAGCAAAUCGUUCUGGCCAGCUUAUAGCUGAUGGCGCUUCAACAUCAACACAAAUUCGUCCCAUGAUUCUGUCUUUUCCUUCCAGGACUGAUUUCAUGGCUGAACGUUUUCAACAAGCAGAUGGAUCACAAGGGAAUGUCCAGACCACAUUGCAGAACAGACAUAGUGCUUAG